Messenger RNA from Vairimorpha ceranae, 621 nucleotides. RefSeq names its product udp-glucose pyrophosphorylase. The transcript has a single exon. The coding region runs from base 1 to 621 and encodes 206 amino acids. NCBI's taxonomy places the organism in Eukaryota, Fungi, Microsporidia, Nosematidae. The record is from RefSeq and is a predicted model, not a curated record.
AUGAAAGAUCUAGAAAUAUUUUUCUCUGUACUUUUUAUUAUUUCUCCAAUAAUAGGCUAUAUUCCUCAACUGUACACUAGACAGAUAGUAUUUCCAGAAUUUCUGUCUGCUUUAACAAUAUUGGCUAACAUUCUUAAAAUAAUACAUUUUACAGGAAAAUCAAAUGCUUUUACAGUCAUUCCUCUACAAGGAAUGUUUACUAUUUUACUGCAUUCAUGUUUACUCCUAUUUAAUAAGUCUAUUUACUCGGUGACAGAAGAAAAAAUUAUGAAAAAACUUAAGAUAUCUUCUAAACAGAUAUAUGUUUCUUAUAUCAUAUUGAUUUGUAUGUGUAUACAAAUAUGUGGGUUAUUUACAAGAUCUUUUGAAUUUUGUGGAAUACUUUCCCUUAUCUUUGAGGUGAGUGUUAACUCUGUACAGUUACUUAUAGAGAAACAGAAAAAAGAAGUUAUUGUGGUAGAUGUAAAUAAAAAAGUUAGAUCACAGAAAGAAUUAUACCUUGUAUGGAUUAUAGGAGAUAUUUGUCGAAUAUUUUUUAUGGUUUGUGCUGAUACACCACAUGUUUAUACAAUCGCUUCACUAAUUCAAUUAGGCAUUGAUGGUUAUUUACUUUAUAAUUAA